CCUUUCCGCCCAUUUUCUCUCUUUUUGCGUUUCUCUUCUCUUCUUCAACUGCGGAGAAAGAGGACCAGAGAGAGAAAGGGGCGAAUAAGUAACAAAACUACCGGAGCGUUCCUCGCAUCGUCCUUCUUGGAAUCUCACCGUCGCCGUCAGGGUUUUUGUUGGGGAGCUUCAUUGCUAUGGCUACUGCAACUGUCUUGUCUUCUGGUCCGCAAUAUGCACCACCAGACCCAACUCUUCCUAAACCAUGGAGAGGCCUGGUUGAUGGUAAAACUGGGUAUCUCUACUUUUGGAAUCCAGUGACCAACGUUACGCAAUAUGACAGGCCUAGAAGCUCAGAUGAUGCUCUGGCAAAGUCUUCUUUGGUGUCCCUAAGUUCUUCAGUUCAGGUUCAGAAAUCUUCUGAAGGACAUCAUGGUCAUGGUCCUGACAAGAUGGAUGAUAUGUAUGACAGAGAUGCUAGUGGUGUGUCAAGGAGCACUCAGAGUGCAAGAAGUGGAGCAGUUCAUUCUCAUGCGGCCCCAAAUCUGACAGUUGGAGGAAUUGGUUUAUCCCCUGAGGCUUAUCGUUGUAAGCAUGAGAUUACUGUAACUGGACAUGAUGUGCCACCUCCUUUUACAUCAUUUGAAGCUACUGGCUUUCCCUCUGAGAUACUUAGAGAGGUACUCAAUGCUGGGUUCUCUGCCCCAACUCCAAUUCAGGCUCAGUCAUGGCCAAUUACAUUGCAAAGUAGAGACAUAGUGGCUGUUGCUAAAACAGGUUCUGGAAAAACCUUGGGUUACUUAAUUCCAGGCUUUAUUCAUCUCAAGCGCUGUCAUAAUAAUUCUCAAAUGGGUCCAACGGUGUUGGUAUUGUCACCUACGAGGGAGUUGGCUACUCAGAUACAAGAUGAAGCUGUGAAAUUUGGGAAGUCGUCUAGAAUUUCUUGUACAUGUUUGUAUGGAGGAGCGCCAAAGGGUCCUCAGUUGAGAGACAUAGAGAGAGGUACAGAUAUUGUGGUUGCCACUCCUGGCCGGUUAAAUGAUAUUCUAGAGAUGAGAAAAAUCAGCCUCCAUCAAGUAUCUUAUCUUGUCCUAGAUGAGGCAGAUCGCAUGUUAGACAUGGGUUUUGAACCUCAGAUACGGAAGAUUGUCAAAGAGGUGCCUGCUCGCCGCCAGACUCUAAUGUUCACAGCAACAUGGCCCAGGGAAGUUCGGAAAAUUGCAUCUGAUCUACUUGUCAAUCCUGUUCAAGUCAACAUUGGCAAUGUUGAUGAGCUUGUGGCAAACAAAUCCAUCACUCAGCAUGUUGAAGUAUUGUCCCCAGUGGAGAAACAUAGGAGGUUAGAGCAGAUCUUGCGCUCCCUAGAACCAGGAUCAAAAAUCAUUAUUUUUUGUUCAACCAAGAAGAUGUGUGAUCAACUCGCUCGUAACCUUACUCGUCAGUUUGGAGCUGCGGCCAUCCAUGGGGAUAAAUCUCAGGGUGAGAGGGACCAUGUGUUGAAUCGGUUUCGUACUGGGAGGACACCUGUGCUUGUUGCCACAGAUGUUGCUGCUCGUGGACUGGAUGUUAAAGACAUCAGGGUGGUUGUCAACUAUGACUUUCCAACUGGAGUGGAAGAUUAUGUUCAUAGGAUUGGAAGGACUGGCAGGGCAGGUGCUACUGGAGUGGCUUACACUUUUUUUGGUGAUCAGGAUGCAAAAUAUGCUUUGAAUCUCAUUAAGAUUCUUGAAGGGGCUAACCAGCGAGUUCCUCCAGAAAUCCGCGAAAUGGCUUCACGUGAUGGUGGAAUGGGCCGGCUCAAACGUGGGUCUUUUGGUUCAGGUGGGCGUAAUGGAGGCCGUGGCGGACGUGGUGGUGAUUCUGGGUAUGGUGGAAGGGGUAUUUGUGUGAAUUCUACAUCCUCUAAUAGGCCAGAGAGAAGUGCGGGACGUGGAUAUGGUCGUGAAUCACGUGACAGGUAUGGCAACGGUUACAAUGAUGGUGGCUAUGACAGGGGACGUAGUCGCAGUCGAAGUCCUGCAGGUUGGCGUGAUCGCAGCAAUAACUGGAGCAGUGAAUCCAACCGUAGCCCCAAUAAACCUGCAGCUCGGGAACGCUCCCCAGUGUGCAGUUUUCACGAAGUAAUAUUGAAACGGAGCCAGAUUGCUCCAUCAUCCUGGUAGUGUGAGAUUAUCCAUCCUGAAAGGUCAAGAUCACCUUAUGGUGAUAAUCUGGAAACCGUUUGGGGGUACGGAGGAAGGCAUAAUUCCAGCAAGAUGAAGACGGCACGAUACCUACUUAGGAUAAUGACGAAAGUCAAUGAUAACUACUAAAGUCAUAUGUGGAAGGAUUUAGAUUUUUUUCCCCUUUGCAUUCAGUGUCCUUUAUCUCUUUUAAGAUUUCUUUGUUUUACUAUUUAGAUUGCAUAAUAUUUUUUUUUUUAAGUUUAAAUGGCUCAGUCAGUAACAUGGCGGAGGGUCAGAGGCUUUCAGUUCUUCGGGGCUAGUGGCUCGUGCUGAAGGGCUGAAGUACCGGAAGGUAUAUGCCAUCCAAUAAUGGCGACAUCGUAUCUCUCUGUAUCUGUUAUGUAAUUGUACUCUUGUUACAUGAUGGUUAUCUCUGUAGUUCUUUCAAAGUUCUUGCAGCUUUAUACACGUGUCAAGUAGAAAUUCU
This is a messenger RNA of Rubroshorea leprosula, 2631 nucleotides long. The record is from the annotation of a GenBank genome assembly. NCBI's taxonomy places the organism in Eukaryota, Viridiplantae, Streptophyta, Magnoliopsida, Malvales, Dipterocarpaceae.